AAUUCCAUUGGAAUCAGUGUCAAUGAAUGGGUUAAUACGCAGAGUGCCGGAGGGAGUCGAAAUCAGUCUUUCAAGUGCCAGCUCUGGUGAAUAGGAGAAAAGAAUGGGAUGGUGCAUGUUAAUCCAGUUGCUCCUAGGGAUAUUUACGAACUGUUUGAUUCUUUCUAAAAGUGAUGUUCUGGUCUCGACCUUGGAUACUUGGGAGAUUCAGCAGGAUUCCAUGUCAACACUAGAGUGUGAUAGAACAUUCUUCCUUUGCAAGGAUGGAUCAGAAUGUGUCAGUUUUGAGUACCUUUGUGAUGGUGACCAAGACUGUCCUGAUGGGUCUGAUGAGAAGGACUGUUCCGAAGUGUGUGAUGAACCAGAUGCAUUUAAAUGCCUAGAAGGAAUUAGUUGUAUUCAAGGUCAUCUACGUUGUGACGGCAUUGCUCAAUGUCAAGAUGGAUCUGAUGAAAAGAACUGCUUUCAAGAAUACGACCCAUGUGGUUUCUGGUGUGACGAUCACCAAAGAUGUAUUCCUUCUGAUUGGAAAUGUGAUGGCAGUGAAGACUGUAAUGAUCAAACUGAUGAACUAGGAUGUGAGUGUGGUAAUGAUGACUUUGUCUGUGACGAUGGACAAUGUAUUUCUCUGGCUUUCCACUGUGAUUUGCAAUAUGACUGCAGGGAUAAGUCAGAUGAGCACAACUGUAUCAAGUCCAAGAAGGUUCCAUGCCAACCUGGAGAAAUUAUGUGUCCUGUCAGCAAGGAAUGCAUAGUAAAUGAGUGGUGGUGUGAUGAUUAUGUAGACUGUGGUGAUGGAAUGGAUGAACAGAACUGCAAACUUUCAGAGAAGCCAUGCAAGGAAUUUCAGUGGCGAUGUCACAACUCUCAAUGUAUUCCUGACUUCUGGCAUUGUGAUGGGCUGAGAGACUGCAAGGAUGGCAGCGAUGAGAUGACAUGCCAAUCGAGACAGUGCAAAAGUUUUGAAUUCCAAUGUGCUACAUCAGAGUGUAUCACUAUGAAUUUGGUCUGCAAUGGAAAACCUGAUUGCUCAGAUGCAUCUGAUGAAGGUGGAGAUUGUAAUUCGCAAGAAUGCAUAAACUGUACCAAUGUAUGUUACAGGACUCCAAAUGAACCCACAUGUGGCUGCUCAAAUGGAUUUAAACUCAUGGCUGACUUGCAUACCUGUGUUGAUAUUGAUGAAUGUAAAGAACUAACAAGCAGACCUUGCAGUCAAAUAUGUCUGAAUAAGAAUGGAACCUACAGCUGCAGCUGUUACUCUCAUUAUCUGCUGGACAAUGAUGGACACAGCUGUAAAGUAACAGGAGCCGAGCCUACUCUUCUUGCAUCCAUCCAUCAUGAUAUCCUGCUCCAUGGAUUACACAGUGAGAAAAAGAGUAUCAUUUCUGCUAUUACAAAGAGUAUAAUGUUCCCACUGGAUUAUGAUUGGAAGGAACAAGUAAUCUUUUGGGCUGACACUUAUUCUAAGAGCAUAAAUUGGAUGACAUUGAACCAACGUGAUAAAGGAACUCUGAUCAAAGGAAUCCAGUCUGACUGUAUAGCUGUUGACUGGGUGGGCAGAAACCUUUACUGGACAGAUGGAGUAUCUGGUCAUAUUCUGGCAGUAAAAUUGAACUCCACAAUGCAUGAAAUCAAAGAACAUGUGGUUGUAAUUGACACAAAUAUAGAGCAACCCCUCUCUUUAGUUUUGCAGCCACUUAAUGGACUAAUGUAUUGGGCUGAGAUUGGAGGAGAGCCCCACAUUGAGAGAGCAGGCAUGGAUGGAGCAAACAGAGAAGUAAUUAUCAAGCGUGGGCUUGGAUGGCCAACCAGCCUGACACUUGACCAGCUUGACGGGAAAUUGUUUUGGGCAGAUGGAAAACUUCACUGCAUUGGUGUGUCAAAUUUAGAUGGCACUGGGAUAAAGUUUUUCCAGCUGGCAUAUACUCAGAGGCCAUUCGGUGUAGCUGUAUUUGAAGAUAACAUAUACUGGUCUGAUGUGGAAUUGAGAAGUAUUCAAAAAGCUGACAAGAGACUUGGAAAGAACAGGACCGUACUCCUGAAACAUGAUCAAGCAUAUAGCUUGAAGAUAAUUCAUGAGGUGCUGCAACCAACAAUAUCAAAUCCUUGUGAAAAAAUAGGGUGCUCACAUUUCUGUUUGUUGGGACCUGGGUUAAAGGGCAGCUGUCACUGUGGGCCAGAAAUGCUGCUGGCAGACAAUUUAACCUGUGUGAAAUCAGAUGAUGAGCCUUUUCUUUUGAUGGUAUCUCCCACGGUCAUCACUCAGAUACAUCUGAAUCAUCUUGAUCAAGAUAAAGGAUUGAAAAAUUUACCAGAACACUUAGUCCACCAGCUGAUUAACAUUCAAGUGACUUCUGCUGAUUAUAUCUGGAAAGACAAAGUGCUCUACUUUGCAGGGUCUGAUCAAGGUCUUAUUGGUCAACUGGUGAUGAGGCCUAAUAUUUCUUCAUGGCAGAAGAUUCUCCAGUCUAAUAAUGAGAUCAUCUCUUUAACAGUGGACUGGUUAGGCAAAAAUCUCUACUGGAUCACCAGCAAACCUUGUGGAAUUGAACUGGCAUCUCUCAAUGGCCUUUAUCGACUUGUGUUAAUAGAGCACCUUAGUCGUUCAACUUCUCUUGUAUUACAUCCCCCUUCAGGCAUCAUGUGUUUCUCUGAGUGGGGGUCAGAAAACCAAGGAGAUGGUCCAAGGAUUGAAUGUUCUUUUAUGGAUGGACAGAACCGAAACGUUGUUUGGAAAAAGUGUCGCCUUCCAACUGGACUGGCAAUUACAGAAUCUGGCACUCGGCUUUAUUGGAUUGACUUGGAUAAUAAUGUUAUUGACAGUAUUCUCUUGGAUGGUUCAGAAUUUCAAGAAGUGAAAGCAGGCCUUGAGGCUCAUUCUGUGUUUGCAUAUUGGGAGAACGCGCUGUUCUGGACAACAGUACAUAGUGGUUACACAAAAUUGUGGUACAGUGCAAAUGGACAGGAGAAGCAGUGGUUUGAAGUGGAACAGAAAAUUAUUGGCCUUAAAAUAUAUAACAGACAGCGAGGAAAUAAUUUCUGUUCAGAGGGAAAUGGUGGCUGCAAACAUUUGUGCCUACCACACCCUGGAGGUAGAACCUGCAGAUGUUCCACAGGAUAUCGCCAUGUCAGUGAUAGUACUUGUGAAGCCAUGGGGUGUCCAAAGCAGAAUUGGCCAUGCCUUGAUGGUUUUGACUGCAUCUUGAAUGAACAAGUUUGUGAUGGUGAAAAACAUUGUACCGAUGGAUCAGAUGAAAUGGAAUGUGAUAUGUGGAAGGGACCUGUACAGACAAACAACGUUUUAUCCAACAGUUCUGCUCCUGAAGUUGUCUUCUCCCAACAAAUGACCACUUCAAGGUGGCUUCCAGUCAGUUCCACAGCCUUCAGAGAAAGUUCGUUCCCUCAUACAGAUACUGUUCCAGUCACAUCCAGUUAUGGAGUUUCUCUGCACCAUAGUACAAUGACACAAAGUCUUGCUGCAAACCAAACUGAUGAAGAUUUCAAUGUGACUGAAGCAGGAAGGUCUGGUUUGUGCACGGAUGAACUGUGCAACAUGCAAGGGAAGUGUUCUGUAGUUAAUGGCUUGUUAAUGUGCAAAUGCCAAGAAGGAUACACUGGAAGAUUCUGUGAGCGCCUGGUAAUGCCAGAAAUCAGUGUUCCCCUUAUUCUGGGAAUUCUUAUUGUGGUAUUGCUUGUUGCUGUUGGAGCAUUCUUCUUGAGGAGAAGAAUUGGAAAAAGGAAAGCUCAUGCUAACUUGCAACUGACUGCAACGGGACACAGGAACCAGAUCGCAAUGAAUGAAGCUUCUGUAGAGGUACCAGAGGAACCACAAGCAUCAAGCUGAAGCUUCAGAACACUUCUUAACCAACGCCAGGCAUCUUGGUUCCAUAUCUUGGUUCACACACUCCCUUAAGCCAUUCGACUGUGGAUGAAAUCCAGAGGAAAGACUCGCUGUUGUCCCAAUCAGUUUCCAGAAUACCUUCCAAAAACAUGAUGCUGAGGUCCGUGAUCCACCACAAUGUCCACUGGAAAACUGUGGAUCCUGAAGCCCGGGUGCAGGACAAUUUUGGCCAUCACCACUGCAGAUGGUAGUUUCGUUAAUGCAAUGAAUUUGCAGGCCUUUGAAAACAAUGUACAAUUAACAUGACGAAAGCCUUCUCCCAGGAAGGUGGAAGAUCCGUGACAAAGACCAUGGAGAUGUAUGCCCAUGGUGCCUGGAACCUAUAGGAUGGCCGCCCAGGGCAGUUGUGGGCACGGGCUGGCUCAACUCCUGCAGAGGUAUAUUGUGCUGACGAGCGGUCUCCAAGUGCAAGA
Molecule: messenger RNA, 4314 nt
Organism: Mobula hypostoma (lesser devil ray)
Lineage: Eukaryota; Metazoa; Chordata; Chondrichthyes; Myliobatiformes; Myliobatidae
Product: low-density lipoprotein receptor-related protein 8-like
Exons: 20
Coding region: 104-3844 (1246 amino acids)
Biological process (GO): receptor-mediated endocytosis
Cellular component (GO): plasma membrane; apical plasma membrane; signaling receptor complex
Molecular function (GO): hormone binding; protein binding; calcium ion binding
Source: RefSeq, a predicted model, not a curated record